Hyalella azteca is the source of this 772-nucleotide messenger RNA. RefSeq lists its product as uncharacterized. The record is from RefSeq and is a predicted model, not a curated record. NCBI's taxonomy places the organism in Eukaryota, Metazoa, Arthropoda, Malacostraca, Amphipoda, Hyalellidae. The coding region runs from base 41 to 700 and encodes 219 amino acids. The transcript is spliced from 3 exons.
GUUCAUCAACAUCAUUUGGUUCUGCUGCCACUGGCUUGCUAUGAGCAACAGCUGCGUUAACCCUUUCAUCUACGCCAUCUAUAAUGAAAAAUUCAAGAGAGAAUUCCGGCACAAAUGUCGUUGCUGCUUCCGUGAGACUCAAGAACUUCCGCCCGACCUCAGCGAGCUGGAACGCUCGCGGGUGUCUUCUCAUCACUCGUUUAGGUACAGGUCGACUCGUGCGUCAUUUUUGAGUUCGAUGGCAGCCCGAGGAGGCAACCACCACAAUCCCUGGCAGUGCGGAGGCACCGCCUGCGUGGGCAGCUUACAGCCAGGCUAUCCGAUGCUCGGUAUCGACAACAGUCGAGGCUCCCAGAGGUUACGCCAGUUACCCCAGAAUAUUUCCCCAAACAUAAACGAUUUACCGCUUGAGGGUAAAAAAAGACACGUGUUAGUCUCAGUCAAAGACAAGGCGAACGAAAACAAGACGCUUCAUGGAUGUUUUCCGGCGUCGAAAUUUGAAGGUUCAGGACGAAGAGUAAAAAGUUCAUUCAGGGAAAAUCAGCCUUCGGAUAUCCCUGAAGAUCCUUUCAGCGAUAUUUCAUCUUUCAACGAACAGAAUAGUGAGACUUCCUUCAACCGUAUUGAUUCUCACCCUAUUUCCGUAGCUCUGACACACUCAUUCUCGUGUGAGGAGAAUCGAAGGAAUGGUGACAUGUGAAUAACUGAUUAAAAUACAACAGUACGAAUCAUUAUCAAAUUAGCAGUAUAUAUAUUUUUUCGGGGAAAAAUU